AUGCAAGCCUUUAUCAAAUCAAACAUGACCCUCAUCGCACCUUCGACCGCUGCCAGCACACGCGCCUUGACUUCGGGCUCUUCACGCGCAUUUGAGCAGCUCUCGAAUCAUCUCCAGUUUUCUUCCAUCUCAGACUCGACUACACUUUACCCACAGGGUGACGUUACCGGGCCAGACGAACACACAUCAGAAUGCCAGUGUUCUCAUCUACCGACUUCCAAAGUCAAGACCCCGCAGGGUGUGAUUGAAGUCCAGUUUUGCACAUGUUACGUACAGGAGACGGAAGCCUAUGAACAAAGCCCAAGGCAUCCAGCGUACCUUCAAGUACCCAAACAAAAGCAAAACGGUCGAGCCCGGUAUUGA
Molecule: messenger RNA, 363 nt
Organism: Serendipita indica DSM 11827
Lineage: Eukaryota; Fungi; Basidiomycota; Agaricomycetes; Sebacinales; Serendipitaceae
Source: the annotation of a GenBank genome assembly